UUAAAAUAACUAAUUCUGAAAACAUCCUUUGUUUUCUGAGAAGCGUAGAAGCAUUGAAGCACAUACGUAUAUGUGUGCAAGGAGAAGGUGGUGGAUUGGUUUGGUUUGGUUGGUGUGUGCUGCUUUACGUCCGUCCGAUAAGACUGAAUGGUGUAGGGGAAAACGAGAAGCAAAGCAGUGUGGUUGAUUUAACCACCGACAGACUGCCGUCCCUGAUGUGAAGCUGAUCAGGUAACAUCGAAUUUAAGCCAGGAAAUAUUUCAUGUAGACCGGAUCAACGGAGGGCUGUCACCUUGGACCAUGGGGAAGGAUGGAGGAACGAGUGUGCUUAGAGACCUGUGGGCACUCCGAACGAUAUUCCUGGUUAUCAUAGCUUCCCUGGCCCCUGUCCCCUUCCUCAUAAAUGGAACAGUCGAGUCGCGGUGUGCGUACGUGAUGAUAUUGAUGGCUUUCUUGUGGGUCACAGAGACUAUUCCUAUCCCAGUGACGUCAUUACUCCCCGUCUUCCUGUUCCCUGUUCUGGGCGUGGUCCCUGCAACAGACGUCUGCACAAAGUAUAUCAAUGAAACAUCCAUGUUAUUUAUCGGGGGUCUGAUAUUAGCCGUGGCUGUAGAGGAAGUUAAUCUACACAAGAGGAUAGCACUGAGGAUAAUACUGUUCCUAGGUACUCAGCCAAACAUGCUUUUGCUUGGUCUGAUGCUCCCUACGUGGUUCCUGUCCAUGUGGAUCAGUAAUACGGCCUCUACCUCCAUGAUGCUACCAGUCAUUUUGGCCGUCAUUGACCAGCUCAGGGACAUGGAAACUCCACGCACAGCAGAAGGACAAGAAGACAGUUUUGAAGAAGACAACACGAAACAGCGAGACCCUUGUCAGGAACAGUCAUCUGGUGAUAAGAUAGAGCUAUUGAGCGAUGAAAGUCACCUUGACGGAAGUACAAUGACUGAAGAGCAGCUGGUCAGGAUAGGAAAGGGACUUGCACUCGGUGUGGCGUACGGGGCAAAUAUCGGAGGAGUAGCCACGCUUACGGGGACCACGCCCAAUUUAAUUCUUCAAGGACAGGCAAACAGUUUAUACCGGUCUCGGAAGGCGGGAGCUGACUCUGGUGUUACUUUUGCCAACUGGAUGGGAUUCGGUGUGCCGUUAUCGGCUUUACUGUUCUUCACUGCAUGGGUGUGGCUUCAGCUAUACUCCCUUCGAGACAUGUGUUUUAGACGAAUCGGUGAGACCAAUAAGGCUCGUGUGAAAAAUGCGCUUAGAAAUGAGUACAACAAACUGGGACCCCUAAGUUUUCAGGAGGUUGUGGUUGUAGUGCUGUUUUUUAUUCUGGUGCUGCUGUGGCUGUUCCGGGAUAUUCCGGGUGUUGGAGGCUGGCGAUUCCUGUUUCCAGAGUCUCCUGUCUCGGGACCAUACGUCCGUGAUUCCAGCGCCGCCAUAUUUAUUGCUGUCCUGCUGUUCCUUUUACCGUCCAAAAUUCCUAGAAUUUUAUGUUGUCGACCUGACACCGAUGACGGUGAAAAUGACCAGACCGAGUACAGACCUAUCCUAGACUGGAAGACCACGGUACAGAAGAUACCCUGGGGAGUUGUUCUUCUUCUGGGUGGGGGUUUUGCUUUGGCUGAGGGAAGUUCGGUAUCCGGGUUAUCUCGCUGGGUUGGCUGUCAACUACAAGUGUUCAGUGGCCUUGAACCGUGGGUCAUGAACUUGAUUAUCUGCCUCAUUGUGACCGGGGUUACAGAGAUUACAAGCAACACUGCUACAGCUACUCUUCUGAUGCCCAUAAUGGCGGAGCUGGCCAUCAACAUAGGAGAACAUCCUCUCUACCUUAUGAUAUCAAGCGCCAUUUGUUGCUCGUUCGCUUUCAUGUUGCCCGUGGCUACACCUCCAAACGCUAUCGUCUUCUCCACUGGCUACCUCCGGAUAUCAGAUAUGGCUAUAGCGGGACUGGUUAUGAACGUGCUAUCAGUGGCAGUCCUCACAUUAGCCAUCAACACAUGGGGAGCUCCACUCUUCGGAUUGGACAGCAUUCCUGAUUUCUUGAAAGAUAUAAAGACGAACAUGUCAUCGUGUGACAGCCCAGCAAACACGCUUACUGAGUCGCCAAGUUUCACAUCCACUGUAGCCUGGACCCGGUAAAGUCAUUGGUAGGCCCACAAAAGUUUACGUCCAUCGUAUCCUUGACUCAAUAUGGACAGAUGCUGGCUGAUUGACCACUUAAACGUUUUUUGUGGCUGAACCCAAUGGAGUUGCUCCCCGAGCCUAUAGGUUGCACCCUUCCGUGGCAUUGAGCUUAAAUUGUAGAGAGUUGGUCGGUUCUCCAAAUUUCCCAAUCCACCGCGGCUUGGACCAAAUAAAUUUGUUGACCCACUUGCCAAGCUUCAUGUCUAACCUGGCCUUUCCCAGAACAGAUGCUGACCGAUUCACAUUGUCUGGAUUGUUCUUGGUCACAACUUCAUCACACAUGGACAAAAAAUAGCAUAUAGCGUCAACACGGAUCAGGAAAAAAUAUCACAAAUGUUAACAUAUCAGGAAUAUACCACAACCUCAACAUCAUGAAAAUAUUCAAUACCCUUCGAAAUGAAAUUUCCUUAGCAUUCAGUAAGAUUGGUCAUUAAAUAAAUACAAACUGGAUACCUGUACACGGCACAACAGCUAUGUAUGAAAACCAAACAUUCUACACGGUAACCACAAUUCAAUAAAAAGAUUUGAUUGCGUCGCUGAUAAGCAAUUAAUUUUUCAGAUUUCGACAGAUUGUGUGUCGUUUUAUUAUACAAAUAUGACACAAUCCAUUUCAAUUUACUUAAUCGAAAUCGUGUCUGCAAAUGUAAGUAAUCCACCAAAAGAUAGUUCCACAACAAUGUUCAGAUCUGAUGUUUUUUGUCUGAGAGAUGUCAAUAAAUGCGAGCAU
Molecule: messenger RNA, 2905 nt
Organism: Mizuhopecten yessoensis (Yesso scallop)
Lineage: Eukaryota; Metazoa; Mollusca; Bivalvia; Pectinida; Pectinidae
Product: solute carrier family 13 member 5-like
Exons: 16
Coding region: 301-2133 (610 amino acids)
Biological process (GO): monoatomic anion transmembrane transport
Cellular component (GO): membrane
Molecular function (GO): transmembrane transporter activity
Source: RefSeq, a predicted model, not a curated record